UGUGCGCAGGCGCAGUGGGCCUGGCGAAGAUGGCGACCUCCGUGUGGCUGCGCAGGCUGAAGGUGGCGGAGCGGCUGCUGCGGCCCGGCGGCUCCUACCGGAGGAGGAGCGGCGGCGGCGGCUCGGUCGAGGCAGCGUCCGUCGUGGAUGGCAGCGAGGAGCCAGAUUUACCUGAAAAAACUAUGGCAAAGAGUUUCUCAGCAUUGCAAGCAGCAAGGCAUGAACAAGCAGAACGCACAAUUUUGGUUAGCUGUCCUCCCAAUGUCACGGAAAAGAAAUUCUACCAAUACCUAGCAAGCUAUGGAACAAUCAAUAAAUAUUUCUUCUAUGAAACUUUUGGUAUUUAUGCACUGGUGGAGUUCUCUGAUAAAGAAAGUAUAGAAGCAGUCCAAAACUCUUCCACUAUCCCAAGCCUCCAGCAUGAAUGUGCUGUUCCGUUCAAAUCCAGGUUUUUUAAUUUGAGGAAUAAACAUGUUGGAUCGCUGACUUCUACACAUCCUUCUGUGCCACAGCUUAAACAAUCUGUCAUCCCUCCUAAUGAACUCUUACUGAAACUUUCUGGAGCCAAGAGUAUAGAUGAACAAUUAUUCACUGUCCUCAAAGAGAGCCAGCUGACUGAAGAGAAUACACGUCUUCGUUUCCUUGUGUGCUCCCUACUAAAGGAAAUUGCGGCAGCUUACUUUCCAGAAUGUUCAAUUAAACCAUUUGGGUCAUCUGUAAAUAAUUUUGGCAAGAUGGGCUGUGACCUAGACAUGUUUCUGGAUCUGGACAGCAUUUGUGGAAGAAACAACACUAAGACAGGAGGUGCCUUCUCCAUGGAGUACCAAACUAAAAGGGUGGCAUCAGAGCGGGUGGCAACACAAAGCAUCCUUUCCGUGAUAGGGGAAUGCAUUGAUCAGUUUGCCCCAGGAUGUACAGGAAUGCAAAAGAUACUCAAUGCUCGAUGCCCAUUGGUGCGAUUUUCUCAUCAGCCUUCAGGACUUCAAUGUGACCUCACUGCCAAUAAUAGAAUUGCUAUGAGAAGCACAGAACUCCUUUAUGUUUAUUCUAAUAUUGACCCUCGGGUACGGGCCCUGGUGUUUGGCAUUCGAUGUUGGGCUCGUGUUCAGGGUAUCACCAGUAGUAUUCCUGGCGCUUGGAUCACUAAUUUCUCCUUGACCAUGAUGGUUCUUUUCCUGCUGCAGAAGAGAAAUCCACCAAUUAUACCGACACUAGACCAACUAAAAGACCAAGCAGAAGAGAAAGAUAAGCAUAUUAUUGAAAGUCACGACUGCACAUUUGUUUCUGAUAUCAAAAUGAAGCCUUCCCAAAACACAGAGACACUGGAGGAACUCUUACAAGGAUUCUUUGAAUUUUAUGGCUCCUUUGCUUUUAGUAAAAUGUCCAUCAAUAUCAGAAAGGGAAAGGAACAAAAUAAACCUGAAGCAUCACCACUGCACAUCCAGAAUCCAUUUGAACAGGCACAAAAUGUUAGCAAGAAUGUCAAUCAAACCCAACUGGAUAGGUUUGUGACAGCAGCUAGAGAGAGUGCCUGGAUCUUACAGCAGGAAGGUCUAAAAUAUCCAAAGGCCAACCCUUGGGGAUUAGCUGCCCUGCUUCUACCUAACUCUCAGUCCUCGAUGGGAAAGAGCAAAAAGAGGAGGAAACAGCCAGCUAGCGAGAGGAUUAAAAGUUUGUUGGAUUCACUAAAGACAAACAAGCAAACCACUGACCAUUUAAACAGGCCAAAUGGUGUUCGAAAGUUUUUUUCCACUGUUGCACGGUAGCAACCCUUUGUAUAAAUAAAUGGAGUUUGUGUCAGCGGAAACAUUAUUCACUCAAGUGAUGUCAAAUGUGUGAAGACUCUUAAAUUCAUGGAUUUGUACAAGGUGCUUCAGGAAUCAUUGAAUGAAACAUUCAGUUGCCAGUAAGGUUUUAAGUUUCUAAACUAUUGGUCUGAAUUUGUUUUAAUGAACAAUAGUGAAUGAUUUGGAUUUCAUUCUAACUAAUAAUUUGAAGGCACAGUCUUCAAGUGAAGACACAAGAGACUGCAGAUGCUGGAAUCUGGAGCAACAAACAAUCUGCUGGAGGAACUCAGCGAAACGUUGACAAUUCCUUUCCUCCCACAGAUGCUGCUCGACCCGCUGAGUUCCUCCAGCAGAUUAUUUGUAACUUUUCAACAGUAUUGGCUUGGAAUUCAAAAGAUGACCUAAAGAGACCAUUCCUGCAUAUUUUUAUGUGUCCAAGUGAAGUUCACUGCAUAUGCCCAGAUAUUUUAGAAAGCUGCUGAAUCUGCAAGUGUCUUGCAUUGUAAUUUUAAAUUACCUGUGGUGUAUUUUAAAAGAUCACUAACAGUUUACAACCUUUUUAAUCAUGUGUCUUUUGCAUUUGUUCCAUUCCUGUUAGCAUCUGCAUUCAUAAUCUGCACCCAACUGGAUUUCAUAAUCUUCUGAUAUAUUACUUCAGUCCAUUAUAAAUGGCUGACUAGCUCUUCGUAGUUGGAAUCCAUUUCACUCCACUGUGGCAGUACUAAAGCUAAUUUUCCCAGUUUUGCACAAAUCAACUCAAUUCUUUAAGUCCAAGGUAAGCAUUCCAUUAUAAAAUAAAUAAUUGAUUUUUUAAAAUGUUGAGAUGAAUAUUGAAAUAAAUAUCAGGCAGCUUCCAUAUAUACCAACAACUGCCUUGUACGUGAUCAAAUACAGUAAUCACAGACUGAACAAUAUGAUUCAUACCAAGGAAAGUACUUCGCAAUGCAGAUUAAGAAGAAAAUGACUUGCAUUUAUAUAAAUAUUUUUGUGAUCUUAGGAUGUCCCAGUGUUUCUUAGCUAAUGAAACUGAAGUGUAAUCAUUGUAGAGAUGCAGGAGAUUAGGAUCGCAGCUUGUAUGAAGGAAAGAGCAUAUAUUAUUAGAACCUUUUAAAGAAGUUGUUCCAAGUGUUUUGCAGGAGUGUUAUCAGCCAAAAGUCCCUUAAGGUGUUCAGGUAGCAGACCAAAAUCUUGACCAAAGAUAUAAUUUUUAAGGAAAAUCAAGAGAAUGGCAGAUGUUGGAAAUCUGAAAUAAAACAAAAUGCUGGGGGGGAAAUAAAUCAGGUGCAGCAGCAUCUGUGGAAAGAGAAAUGGUUAGAACCUGAAACAUUGACAAUUUCUCUUUCCACAGAUGCUUCCUGAACUGAUUUUCUUCCCCCCAGCAUUUUCUGUUGUUAGUUUCUUAGAGGAGCAGCUUCGAGGAAGAAAAAAGAGAUUUUAAAUUUGUGUGCUUGCUUUCAUGGUCUAACCAUUCCCAAGUGUUUUACAGCCAAUGAAAUGUUUUGAAAUGUACUAACUGUGAUAAUGUGAGAGACAGCAGUCACUGUGUGCACAACAAACUCCUAUACACAACUUGUUAAUAUUAACCAGAUAAUCUUUUGUGAGUUGGGUAGAAGCAUUAGUAAGACUAAGAUAAUUACUCUGCUCUUUGUCAUAGUGCCAUGGGAUCUACCAGUGAGGGCAGUUUGGUUUAAUAUCUCAUUCAAAUGACUGCACCUCCAGUGAUCCACUGCUCCGGUGGUACUCAACUGAAUUAUCUGCUCAGAAUUUUGUGUUCAAGGCUCUUGAAUGGAAUUUCAAUCCACAUUCCUCUGCGAGAAAAGCUAUCUGAGCCAUGAUCAGCAUGCGAUAAUAUUACCUGAAAGAUCACAGCUGAUAAUGUUCCAGUCACAUAAAGAACAGGACGUUAGCAAAAAAUAGCAUAGAUUAAAAGCACCAUGUUUACAGAUACUGACUUCACUGAUUAAAGCAGAAAAUUUACCUAAUUGAAAGAAAAUUGGAUGUCACAGAUCUUAAUAUCUUUAUGGUAAUGACUUUCUGAUUGACAUCUCAAAUAUAUCUCCAAUUUACUAAAACAAAACUUGUAGGAUAGAUAAGCAAGGUGAGAGAGAGGAGGUUUAAAGGUUAUUUGAGGGGCAAAUUUUACACACAAAGUAUAGUUGGUAUCUGGAAUGAGCUGCCAGAGGAGUUGGUGGAGGCAGGAACAGUAUUGGUUUAUUAUUGUCACUUGUACCGAGGUACAGUGAAAAGCUUGUCUUACAAACCGAUCGUACAGGUCAAUUCAUUACACAGUGCAGUUACAUUGAGUUAGUACAGAGUGCAUUGAUGUAGUACAGGUAAAAAUAACAGUACAAAGUGUCACAGCUAUAGAGAAAGUGCAGUGCAAUAAGGUGCAAGGUCACAACAAGGUAGAUCGUGAGGUCAUAGUCCAUCUCACUGUAUAAGGGAACCGUUCAAUAGUCUUAUCACAGUGGGGUAGAAGCUGUUCUUAAGUCUGGUGGUACGUGCCCUCAGGAUCCUGUAUCUUCUACCUGAUGGAAGAGGAGAGAAGAGAGAAUGUCCUGGGUGGGUGGGGUCUUUGAUUAUGCUGGCUGCUUCACCAAGACAACGAGAGGUAAAGACAGAGUCCAAGGAGAGGAGGGCUGGUGUCCAUGUUGCGCUGGGCUGUGUCCACAACUCUCUGCAGCUUCUUGCAGUCUGGAGCAGAGCAGUUGUCGUACCAAGCCGUGAUACAUCCAGAUAGGAUGCUUUCUAUGGUGCAUCAGUAAAAGUCAGUGAGAGUCAAAGGGGACAAACCAAAUUUCUUUAGCCUCCUGAGGAAGUAGAAGCACUGGUGAGCUUUCUUGGCCGUGGCAUCUACGUGAUUUGACCAGGACAGGCUGUUGGUGAUGUUCACUCCCAGGAACACCGCCCCCUUUCCUGAAGUCAAUGACCAGCUCUUUAGUUUUGUUGACAUUGAGGGCAAGGUUGUUGUCAUGGCACCAUUCCACUAAGCUUUCUAUCUCCUUCCUGUACUCCAAUUCAUCGCUGUUUGAGAUACGGCCUACAACGGUGGUAUCAUCUGCAAACUUGUAGAUGGAGCUAGAGCAGAAUCUGGCCACAUAGUCGUGAGUGUAUAGGGAGUAGAGUAGAGGACUGAGGACGCAGCCUUGUGGGGCCCCAGUGUUGAGAAUAAUCGUGUCAGAGGUAUUGCGGCCUAUCCUCACUGAUUGCAGUCUGUUUGUUAGAAAGUCAAGGAUCCAGUUACAGAGGGAGGUGUUGAGUCCUAGGUCUCGGAGUUUGGUGACAAGCUUGCUUGGAAUUAUUAUAUUGAAGGCAGAGCUGUAGUCAAUAAACAAUAGUCUAACGUAUGUGUCUUUACUGUCCAGUUGCUCCAGAGCUGAGUGUAGGGCCAGGGAGAUGGCAUCCGCUGUAGACCUGUUUCACCGAUAAGCGAAUUGCAAUGGGUCCAGGCUGGAGUUGAUGCGUGCCAUGACCAGCCUCUCAAAGCACUUCAUGAUGGUGGAUGUCAGAGCCACUGGUCGGUAGUCAUUGAGGCAUGUUACCUUGCUUUUCUUUGGUACUGGGAUGAUGGUGGUCUUCUUAAAACAAGAGGGAACCUGAGACUGAAGCAGGGAGAGGUUGAAUAUGUCCGCAGAUACAAAUAUGUCCGCAGUAACAAGUUUUAAGAGGCAUCUGGACAGGUACUUGAAUGAUCAAGGCAUAGAGAGAUAUGGAUUUGGGCAGGCACAGUAGUGUAGUGGUUAGCGUAACGCUAUUACAGCACCAGCAACACUGGUUCAAUUCCGGCCACUGUAAGGAGUUUGUAUGUUCUCCUCAUGUCUGCGUGGGUUUCCUCUGGGUGAUCCGGUUUCCUUCCACAUUCCAAAAGACCUGCGGGUUAGGAGCUGUGGGCAUGCUACGUUGGCACCAGAAGAGUAGCAACACUUGCGGGCUGCCCCCAGAACACUCUGUGCAAAAGAUGCAUUUCACUGUGUGUUUCGAUGUACAUGUGACUAAUAAAGAUGUCUUAUAAUGCA
Molecule: messenger RNA, 5803 nt
Organism: Pristis pectinata (smalltooth sawfish)
Lineage: Eukaryota; Metazoa; Chordata; Chondrichthyes; Rhinopristiformes; Pristidae
Gene: mtpap
Product: mitochondrial poly(A) polymerase
Exons: 9
Coding region: 30-1766 (578 amino acids)
Cellular component (GO): mitochondrion
Molecular function (GO): poly(A) RNA polymerase activity; nucleic acid binding
Source: RefSeq, a predicted model, not a curated record